Messenger RNA from Trifolium pratense (red clover), 4646 nucleotides. Its product is annotated as mediator of RNA polymerase II transcription subunit 33A-like. The transcript is spliced from 11 exons. NCBI's taxonomy places the organism in Eukaryota, Viridiplantae, Streptophyta, Magnoliopsida, Fabales, Fabaceae. Gene Ontology annotation, cellular component: mediator complex. The record is from RefSeq and is a predicted model, not a curated record. Gene Ontology annotation, biological process: regulation of phenylpropanoid metabolic process. The coding region runs from base 294 to 4259 and encodes 1321 amino acids.
UUGAAGAUGUACUCAAAUUUAGUUGAGACAAUAAGCGGCGAGUAGCACGACACGAAAACUCAAGUAUUUGUUUGUUGGUUGGCGUCAGUGACUCAACAACACUUCCUACUUACCACCAUCAAUUCAAUUAAAUUCCCCUUUCACCUCCACACAUCCAAACACUCCCUUAUCCUAACCUAACUAACCACCACUCUUUUUUCACACUGUUAUAUCAUCAUUCAUCACAUUAAUCAUUAUUUCUUUCUAAUUUCAUUUCAAAAAACAAACUGUAACUAACCAUAGAACAUUCUAGAAUGAACCCGUUACAAUGGAACGAACAAGUGAACGAAGCGGUUACAAAGAGGUUACAACUAUGGCAACAACGGAGCAAUGAAUCACCAAUGACAUGGGUAACUGAGUUGAUUGAGUAUCUUAACUCGGUUGGAGUUGAGUUACCGAGUUGUGAGUUAGUUGAACUUUUGGUUUCUCAAAUUUGUUCUGAAAAUGGAAAGGAUCAUCCUUCAAUGUGGAAGUUUCUUCAUCAAGCUCUUACUUCUCGUCUUGUUUUUCCUCUUCAAUUGAUUUCGCUUUUAUCUUAUAAGGUUUUUCGUUGUCGCAAUUUUCAUCCUCAUGCUUAUGCUCUUUUCCUUCCACUUCUUCAUCAACAUGUUUUCAAUUUUCAUCCAAUUGCUUCACAUUCCUGCAAUAACAAAAUAAUUAAGUCCAUUGAUUCUGUCCUUCAUUUUUCUGAAACAUUCAAAAUUCACGAUCUGGAGCUAGGACAUGUAUUUGUGCUGUUCUUUUUUAACAUCAUCAUUGCUUUGAUUGAUAGCACAUUAAAUGACUGGGGAUUACAAGUGACCUUUAAUGAAAGAUCGUGUUUAGUCCCAAAGGGCGACCAGUAUAUGGAAAUUGAUCAUAAUGUGAUGCACAAUUUUAAAAAAGGUGAUUAUCAUGAACAGAUACGGAAGAGGAAUGCCAUCACAGCCUUAGAGGUAUUGGGAAGACUAAGCGAAAGCAGAAAAGCAACGAUUCUUCUGCAGUCUGUUCUCUUAAACAUGCCUGAAAAUUUCAAUUGCCUCCUGCAGAGGCUUCAAUUUCUUGAAUCCCUUGAAUUAGCAUCAUCAGAAUUAAAAUUAGUAAAUCAAGUCCUUAGAAAAGUGUCUACCAGGAUCCGUGGGGUUUCUCAUUUUGAUUACUCCCUAAAUAAGCAUCAGGUGGUUGGGAUGAUUGUUGAUGUUGGAUCAUGUAAAGCAUUGUUGAAGAACAACUACAGAUCUUGUUGGGUUCCUUUAGACAUUUAUAUGGAGAAUGCUAUGAAUUCUAGACAGAUUCCUAUCAAAUCAGCUAUUGAGGUGCUUACAGAAGGAAUCAAGACACUUCAAAUAUUUAACCAGGCUAGCUGGCAUGAAACCUUUUUGGCACUUUGGCUUUCAGCCCUCCGGCUUGUGCAGCGAGAGCGUGAUCCUCCUGAAGGUCCUAUUCCCCAUCUUGAAGCACGUUUAUGCAUGCUUUUAUCUAUCGUCCCUUUGGCAAUUGUGAAUGUUCUACGGGAUGACACUGAAAAUAAUCUGUCUACCGUUCCAGUUCCUAUGAGAUCACAAUACAAACCUGAAAUGAAGAGCGAUGGUUCUAUUAAACUUGGGCUGACUUCAUCUGUUCAAGUCCUUGGGCACUUUUCUGGCCUUCUUUGCCCUCCUGCAUUAGUUGUUGAUGCAGCCAAUCAGGCAGCUAAAAAAGCAGCGAGUUUCAUUUAUAAUUCAAUGAAUGAAAAGGGUGAAUCUUUCACCAGCAUUCAUGCUAAUGCCAAUACAAAAGCAGGUGGGAACUUGAGGCAUCUCAUAGUGGAAGCUUGUAUAGCAAGGAAUUUAAUGGAUACAUCAGUGUACUUUUGGCCUGGUUACGUGUCUACAUCUGUUAUGUCUUUGUCAGAUUCAUCGCCACUAGAAAAAUCUCCAUGGUUAACAUUUAUGGACGGAACCCCGUUAAACAAUUCUCUUAUAAAUGCCCUUACGGCAACACCUGCCUCAAGCCUAGCGGAGAUAGAGAAGUUAUACUAUAUUGCAUUAAAUGGAACGGAGGUGGAAAGGCCUGCAGCUGCAAAGAUUCUGUGUGGUGCAUCCCUCAGCCGUGGAUGGUAUAUUCAGGAACAUGUGGUCCGCUAUGUAGUCAAACUACUGGCUUCUCCCGUACCUCAUAGUCAUUCUGGAACUUGGGGCCUCUUGGUGGAUAAUAUGUCCAUGCUAAGUGCUGUCCUCCGUGGAGCUUCCUGUGUUGAUACAGUUCAUAUACUUUCUUUACAUGGUGUAGUUCCCACAGUUGCUGCUUCUUUAUUGCCGCUUUGUGAAGCAUUUGGCUCAAUUACACCGACUCCAAAUAGCACAGGCGAUGAGCCUUCAACAUCAGUUUACAUGGCUUUUUCUUUAGCAUUUCUUUUCCUCAUUCGUUUAUGGAAAUUCUGUACACCCCCUCUUGACCAGUGCAUCACAGAAGGAGGAAUUGCAGUUGGAGGUUUGGAGUAUCUUUUGACAUUGCACAAUAACUGUGUCAUGUCUUCCCAAGAUAAGCUUAAAAGCAAUCAAAAUCUCUUAGAUUCUGCAUUUAAACCUGUAUCUAUCGAUUCAUUUCCAAAAUUAAGGGCCUUGUAUUGUCAAUACAAAUCUUGUGUUGCUUCAACCCUUUCUGGUAUUUCUACUGGAAAUUCCAGUCAUCAAACUGCUAGCGUAAUCUUAAGCAUGAUUUACCAAAAGAUGUCUAAAGGUGGUAUUUCAUCAAGUAAUUGUUCAUCACCAAAUAGCAGUAAUGCAUGUAGCUCUCUCAUAAAUUCUGGUGAUGAUGCUCUUCAAAGACCUGUGCUCCCUGCAUGGGAAGUACUAGAAGCUCUUCCUUUUGUCCUAGAAGCAAUCUUAACUGCUUGUGUUCAUGGGAGGCUUUCAUCGCGAGACUUGACAACAGGUCUGAGACACCUUGUUGAUUUUCUUCCAGCGUCAAUUGCUGCCAUUAUUGAUUACUUUUCUUCAGAAGUUACUCGUGGUGUAUGGAAACAAGUUCCAAUGAAUGGAACUGAUUGGCCUAGUCCUGCAGCAGUUCUUCAGUCAGUGGAAUCAGAAAUAAAAGCUAUACUAACUCAUGUUGGCGUUGAGGUUCCAAACUGUUCAUCUGGAGGCUCACCAGUAAUGCUUCCAUUACCAAUGGCAGCUCUUGUCAGUUUAUCCAUUACUUUUAAACUUGACAAGAGCCUGGAGUACAUCCAUGCUAUCACCGGAGCUGCUUUGGAAAAUUGUGCAUCAGGUUGCCCUUGGCCUAGCAUGCCUGUUAUUGGCUCUCUGUGGGCACAAAAGGUUCGCCGCUGGCACAACUUCAUUGUCGUAUCCGGUUCCCGCUCUGUGUUCAGACAUAACAAUGAAUCUGUUGCUCAGCUGGUGAGAAGUUGUUUCACCUCAUUCCUUGGAGUAUUGUCUGGUUCAAACUCAAAGUUGACUGCUGAAUGUAGUGUGAAUGGUCUGUUGGGUAGUUCUAUUACUGCCCCUGGUGCCAUUCCUUUUGUUGCACCAGGAUUCCUUUAUCUUCGAUCCUGUCGAAAUAUACACAAUGUGCAGUAUCUGAACGAUGUGAUUGUGGGACUAGUGACAGAGUAUUCCAAUGAAUUAGCCGGAAUAAGGGCGAGUUCUGGCUCUAGCCGCUUAAAGUCCAACGAAACAUCAAUAUCCCUAGCAGCUCAAAGUGCAAAAGACAUGGCAACACUCGGUGCAAGUCUUUUAUGUGCAGCUGGUGGUAUACAACUGGUCCAGGAAUUGUACAAGGAGACUAUUCCUACCUGGCUGCUGUCAUCAAGGGAUGUCAAGCGCAAAAAUGAUAAUGUGGUGUCAUAUAUACUUGAGGGUUAUGCUAUAGCAUAUUUGUUGACACAGUCGGGAGCAAUUUUAUGGGGCGUUGGGACCAAAUUACCAUCAUCGAAACUCUCUAGAAGGAAUCGCAUAAUUGGAGUCCAUUUGGACUUCCUGGCAGAAGUCAUGGAGAGAAAAAUUUCCCUCAGUUGCAAUCCUCUUACAUGGAAAACUUAUGUCUGCUGUUUAGUAGGAUUAAUGGUUAGUUUUGCACCUGCAUGGCUUCAAGAAGUGAAGGUAGACACUUUGAGGAAAUUAGCACGCGGAUUAAGCAGAUGGAACGAACAUGAACAAGCACUUUCUCUACUACAAAGAGGUGGGACUGCAGCUAUGGGAGCUCUUGCUGAACUUGUCAAUGUGAUUGACUUUGAACAUAAGAAGCCAUGCUCAUAAAUCAAUAUGAUGAUUGAAUCGUAAAACGUCAAUUUUGCUUCAGAGAAAAUUUGGGAGUUUCUUUGUGGAUAUAUUUAACUCUAGUUAGUUAGAUAGAUAGUUACAAAGUUAGUUAGAGUUUACAAUAGUAGUAUAAUCUUAGUCUUCACUUUAUAGAGUUAAUUGGUGGAUUUAAAAAAAAUUGUAACCUUUUUCUCUUAUUCAUUGAUAUCUUGAGCAUGGCUCAAUUCAUUGAUUUAUUGAGCUCCUUCGUUUCCAAUUCCAAGUCAUAGUUAAAAUUCUGUAGAAUUUGGAUUGUUGAAUGUUAUUAAUUUGCCCAAAAAAUGGUGUUGAUGCGUACCUUCAAAACAUGUCUUUUCAAAUUAUACACACAAAGUUUUAUAUUUA